Linum tenue is the source of this 1989-nucleotide messenger RNA. The record is from the annotation of a GenBank genome assembly. NCBI's taxonomy places the organism in Eukaryota, Viridiplantae, Streptophyta, Magnoliopsida, Malpighiales, Linaceae.
CCCGAAAACAAUCACGUUUUUUCUUCUUGUUCGCCUCUAAAAUCCCAACCAAAGCAAAUUUUCCGAAUUUAAUUACUCUCAUCUCAUCAUCAUCCCCAACGACGAGGGGAAGUCUCGAGGUGAUGCUGCAGCUUGCUUGAAUAUAAAAAACAGCGAAAUUUUGUAGCAUUUCUGAAGCAGCAGCAGGCAGCAGCGGUGAUCGGAUAAGAUCGGUUUCCCAGUUCGCGCGCAUCCCGAUUCUGGCCAUAACUAUAAUAAUAGAUCAAUAGUCUUCCCUUAUUCACAAGAAUCGCCACCUCGCCCAUCCUCUCUAUCAGAGCUCUUCAUUCUGUUUCAAUCUUCGUCGGAAGAGAUGCAGCCGACUUCGUGUUCUUCAGAGCCUAAUCAGCGCAUUGCCAGGAUCGCUGCCCACCUCAACCCUCCCAAUACCCAGAUGGGAGAGAGUUCGGGCCCAGCCCGGUGGAAUUGCAGGGCGAAAGGCGGGUCUUCCGGGUUCAAGGUGGCGAUACUGGGAGCGGCAGGUGGGAUUGGGCAGCCGCUGGCGAUGUUGAUGAAGAUGAACCCGUUGGUCUCUGUCCUUCAUUUGUAUGAUGUCGUCAAUACCCAUGGCGUCACUGCUGAUAUUAGUCACAUGGAUACUGGUGCAGUGGUACGUGGGUUCUUAGGGCAGCAGCAAUUGGAAGAUGCUGUCACGGGAGUUGAUGUUGUGAUCAUACCUGCUGGUGUCCCUAGAAAACCAGGAAUGACGAGGGAUGAUCUAUUCAACAUCAAUGCUGGAAUUGUUAAGACACUCUGUGAAGCAAUUGCUAAGUGCUCUCCUCAGGCCAUCGUCAAUAUAAUUAGUAAUCCUGUAAACUCAACGGUACCAAUUGCAGCUGAAGUUUUCAAGAAAGCUGGAACGUAUGAUCCAAGGCGGGUUUUGGGAGUCACAAUGCUUGAUGUUGUCAGAGCUAAUACCUUUGUGGGUGAGGUUAUGGGUCUUGAUCCAAGGGAAGUCGAUUGUCCAGUUGUUGGGGGUCAUGCCGGAGUUACUAUUUUACCUCUCUUAUCACAGGUUAAACCUCCAUGCUCUUUCACCCAGAAAGAAAUCGAUUACUUGACUGAUCGCAUUCAAAAUGGUGGUACUGAAGUUGUUGAGGCAAAAGCAGGCACUGGUUCUGCAACACUAUCCAUGGCCUAUGCUGCCGUUAAAUUUGCAGAUGCUUGUCUUAGAGGGUUGAGAGGAGAUGCUGGUGUCGUGGAGUGCGCCUAUGUAUCCUCUCAAGUGACAGAGCUUCCUUUCUUCGCAUCAAAAGUACGGCUUGGCCGUGCUGGAGUAGAAGAAAUUUACCCACUUGGCCCCCUUAACGAGUAUGAAAGGGCUGGCUUGGAGAAGGCAAAGAAAGAAUUAGCAGAAAGCAUUCAAAAGGGGGUUUCCUUUGUCAGAAAAUGAAGGGUCAUCAUCAUUCCUCGUGAAGUAUAAAAGAGCUUCCGCCUUCCAGUAGUGAUUCUCAGCCUUGUAGUUUUGUUGUUACACAGUCGUAUAAUGCACGAUAUGCCGGUUACUCGAAAUAAGUAGUUUGGAGAGGGUUAUUACGUCGCAACAAAUAAGGGCAUCUCGAAGAUGUGUUCUGAUGACGAUGUUAUUAAGCCAAAGCAAAUAAGAACUUCGUGAAGAUGGGUUCCGAUGAUGAUAGUAUUUUACACAAUACUGAGUGUCGUCAGUGUUGUUCUGGUGAUAUAUAUAUGUACACAAUAAUCCCUGCAAGUUUCCAGAAGUUGGGAGUAUUUUGCAGUUUCUUACAUCACUUGUGUGGAAGAACAGCAGGGACAAUAAUGGAUCCAACAGUUACUUUCGAGUUUGUACCUUAAAAUGAAAGAAAAAGAAAAAACAGAGAUUUUCUCUUCACCAUAAAAGAAGAGAAAACAAGCGAUCAUAUAACUGGACUGGAAUUGUCAGGUCCCUCAGAUGUGGUAAUGUACAUAAAGAACUCUGUUUGGUUUUUCACU